Vitis riparia (riverbank grape) is the source of this 1443-nucleotide messenger RNA. RefSeq names its product alpha-amylase-like. The transcript is spliced from 4 exons. The record is from RefSeq and is a predicted model, not a curated record. Lineage: Eukaryota; Viridiplantae; Streptophyta; Magnoliopsida; Vitales; Vitaceae. Gene Ontology annotation, biological process: carbohydrate metabolic process. Gene Ontology annotation, molecular function: calcium ion binding; alpha-amylase activity. Bases 89 to 1366 code for a protein of 425 amino acids.
UACAAGUCUUCAAGCCUUCAUCUUGUGUUGGUGGACUGUAUCAUUGCACUAUAUUGCUGAGAGAUCAAAACACACAGAAUAUCAGAACAUGGGUAUUGCUGCUUCUCUUUCAUGUCUCCUGUUCUUCACCACCAUCCUUCCGGCCUUAACAGCUUCUCCAAUAUUGUUUCAGGGUUUCAAUUGGGAAUCAUCCAAAAAGGAAGGAGGGUGGUACAACUUCCUCAUCAACUCCAUUCCUGAACUGGCUGCUUCUGGAAUCACUCAUGUUUGGCUUCCUCCACCCUCUCAGUCUGUUUCACCUGAAGGGUACAUGCCAGGAAGGCUUUAUGAUCUGAAUGCAUCCAAAUAUGGCACCCAAGAUGAACUGAAAACACUGAUAAAGGUGUUUCACAGCAAGGGGGUCCAGUGCGUAGCAGACAUAGUUAUAAACCACAGAACUGCAGAGAAGCAAGACGCAAGAGGAAUAUGGGCCAUCUUUGAAGGAGGAACCCCAGAUGAUCGCCUUGACUGGACCCCAUCUUUCAUUUGCAAGGACGACACUCCUUAUUCCGACGGCACCGGAAACCCUGAUUCUGGAGAUGACUACAGUGCCGCACCAGACAUCGACCACAUCAACCCACGGGUUCAGCAAGAGCUAAUAGACUGGAUGAACUGGUUGAAGAUUGAAAUAGGGUUUGAUGGAUGGCGAUUUGAUUUUGCUAGAGGAUUCUCCCCAGCUUUUACCAAGUUUUAUAUGGCAAAUACCAGGCCAAAAUUUGCAGUAGGGGAAAUUUGGAAGUCUCUUUCUUAUAGAAGUGAUGGUAAGCCAAGCUACAACCAAGAUAGUCAUCGGCGUGAGCUUAUGGAAUGGGUGAGAGGCGCUGGAGGAGCAGUGACUGCAUUUGAUUUUACAACCAAAGGGAUACUCCAAGCUGCAGUGGAAGGGGAACUGUGGAGAAUGAAGGAUUUGAAUGGAAAGCCCCCAGGAAUGAUUGGGUUAAUGCCUCGAAAUGCUGUGACUUUCAUAGAUAAUCAUGAUACAGGUUCCACUCUGCAACACUGGCCUUUCCCAUCAGACAAAGUCAUGCAGGGAUAUGCUUAUAUUCUCACCCAUCCUGGGAUUCCAUCCAUAUUCUAUGACCAUUUCUUUGAGUGGGGUCUGAAAGAGGAGAUUACGAAGCUGAUCAUGAUCAGAACCAGGAACAGGAUCAAGCCCAACAGCGCAGUGCGGAUUCUGGCCUCUGACUCGGACCUCUAUGUAGCUGCAAUAGAUGGGAAGAUCAUUGUCAAGAUUGGGCCAAGGUUUGAUGUUGGGAACCUUGUUCCUCAAUCCUUCAAAAAAAUUGCCACUUCUGGAAAAGAUUAUUGUGUAUGGGAGAAAAAAUAAUCUUGAUGAGCAAAUCCCAGUAAGUACUUUGUUCACAUAAUGAGUUGGGAAUCCAUCUAUUAAUUAAAUCUGGAAAA